Rotaria sp. Silwood2 is the source of this 414-nucleotide messenger RNA. The record is from the annotation of a GenBank genome assembly. Lineage: Eukaryota; Metazoa; Rotifera; Eurotatoria; Philodinida; Philodinidae.
AUGAUGAUAUCUUAUAUGAUUGAUAUACAAGGUUAUUUAAUAAUAAAUUGUGAAAUAAAUUCACAAGAUAUUGAUGAUUUUGAAUAUACACCAAAUGAAGAAUAUCCUGAUCAUUUUCAUGUUUUUAAUCAACCAAAUGAAUUUGAAUUAAUCAAACAUUGUAUUAAAUGGAUUAAAUAUGAUAGUUAUUUACCUGUUCAUAGUCAUGGUCUUAAAGCUGUAACAAAAGUUAAAUUACAUUAUAAUUCAAUUGAAAUUAAUCCAGAAGAUAUGCGUCGUUUAGCUGUUGAACAAUCACAAACAUUAUCAAAUGAUUCAGUAUCAUAUGUUGUUGCAAAAUAUUAUUUAUAUAUGAAAUAUGUUCAUACAUUUAUUUUUGCACUUAGAACAAUUAUUCCAAUGAGACCAUUUUAG